Molecule: messenger RNA, 2377 nt
Organism: Xiphophorus hellerii (green swordtail)
Lineage: Eukaryota; Metazoa; Chordata; Actinopteri; Cyprinodontiformes; Poeciliidae
Gene: shdb
Product: Src homology 2 domain containing transforming protein D, b
Exons: 8
Coding region: 287-1552 (421 amino acids)
Molecular function (GO): phosphotyrosine residue binding
Source: RefSeq, a predicted model, not a curated record
UUGUGCCUCUCUCUCUGAGCUGUCGUCGCUCUCUUCACUCGCACAUUUUUCAGGAGGUAGUCCGGAUGGAUUUCGAUACGCUCGAGUUUCUGAAAGAAAGGAUUCCGAAAGCUCCUGUUUUCUCAUUCUUCUGAGGUUUAACAGGCUUUACGACAAUGAUUACAGCCUUUUGUGUGUAGUUUUAUCGUCAGUGACAUGAAGAAGCGCGAAUUUUUGCAUCCAAAGUGGCUGAGGGAUUGAAUUGGCGUGUUUUCUAUCCAGCACCAAGUUUGGAAGCUGAACCAGCAUGGCCAAGUGGCUAAAGGACUACCUGAGCUUUGGCAGGAAGGUGCCCCCACAGCCACCCACUCCGGACUAUACAGAGAGUGAGAUCCUCAAAGCGUACCGCCUGCAGAGAGACCUUGACUUUGAAGAUCCGUAUGAGGAUGCGGAGAGCAGGUCCAGAGGGGAAUCUGGGACUUUUGACCCCUCCACACCAGUGUACGGAUCUCCCAUGAAGUCUUCCAGUGUGGACAUGAAGUCUCCUAAACACAGGCUGAUCAAAGUGGACUCCCAGGAGUUGGGACGCACCAAGAUUCUUCUCAGCUCCAUCUCUUUGGAAGACCAACCAGAGCCUGUGGUCCCGUCAGCCCCAAUGGCAGGAGACACGGAUUAUUCAGAUCCAUUCGACGCGCGAUUGGAACAUCGACCGGAUCCAGAUCUUGGUCUUGUCCCUUGCGAGAAUAAUGGCUACAUGGAACCAUAUGAAGCUCAGAGGGUCAUAACAGAACUGCAGCGCACCCCCGGAGGAGGACGAAUGCGUGGAGGGAUGCAGCUUUACGACACUCCGUAUGAAGAAGAGCGAGGACAGCGCCUGGGCUAUGUCUACGGAGAACUUCAUGAAGAGGGCAAGGAGACCAGCAGGCUACCGCAAGAUGACGAGAGACCAGCAGACGAGUAUGACCAACCCUGGGAAUGGAAAAAGGAUCACAUCUCCAAAGCAUUUGCAGAAAUGAGGGAGUUGACGGAGUUGCCCUGGCCUGCCCCUGUGGGUCAGCUGGAGGAGGAGCCCCCUGUCAGAGAGCAAGCACAGUUUGACGGUGCAGAGUGGGAUCGCUCGUCGUCGCCCACAGAGCGGAUGCGUCCUGCAGCUCCCAGGUCGAGCCCGCUAGCAGCAGGAGGAGGAAUGAAGUUCCGAACUCCUCAUGAAAGCCCCACCAUGAUGGGGGAGAGAGUAGACCCUACACUGCCUCUGGAAAAACAGGUAUGGUACCACGGCGCACUGUCGCGCUCGGAGGCAGAGUCGCUGCUAACACUGUGUAAAGAGUGCAGCUACUUGGUGAGGAACAGUCAGAACAACCGCUUGGACUUCUCCCUGAGCCUGAGGAGCUGCCAGGGUUUUAUGCACAUGAAGUUCACCCUGUGUAAAGAUGGGAAGUAUGUGCUGGGACAGAACAGCCCUCCAUUUGACACCAUUCCCGAGGCCGUCCACUUUUACACCACACAUAAACUCCCGAUACGAGGUGCCGAGCAUCUGUCCCUGCUCUUUCCAGUGCAGGUGCAGACCCUCUGACUGACUCAGUCUUGUGGACCUGAAUGAUUUCAUUUUGAUCAGAAACAGAAAACAUGAAUGUUCGACCAAAAAAUCUCAGCGGCGUGAAACUACUCAAUCUCUUUCUUUUCUUUUUUUUUUGACUGGAUUACUUUUAGUGUUUCAGGACAUGAGGGGCUUAUGCUCGCAGCUGUUGCAUCUGUGCCAUGUGCAGAACAUCUUGGGGAUCAAUUCCCAUGAAAUGCAGUACCCGAGCUAUCAGCACCUUUACUGCGACUCCUCUCAUCUACGUGCUUAACCAAGCGGGUUUGCUUCAGAACAUCUUCUACACUUUGUUGCAUUUCUUUCUCAUUCAAGAGAAAUGCACUGGGUUUUAGAAGCGCAGCCACUGCAAGAAAGCCUGCAUAUUGUGAAUGUACUGAUUCUCCAGUUUACUGAAGAAAAUGAGCAGAAGACAUUAUAAAUUAUUACAAUAUAACACUAAACAACCUUAAAACCAUAAAACAAAACUGUUUGUGAGACUCUAAACUGGUAGUUUUGCUUUUCUUUCAUUCCCUAAGACAAAAUGAGUCAAUUAGGCUAAGUAACACAAGAAACUAUUGUUUAAAGGAAAAAUCUAUACUGGAAAGAAAGCUAUUUUUAAAGACAGACAAUUUUUACCUACACCAGUAAUGGAUCAAUUGUUGUUUCUUUUUUUACAAACUCACAACUGUUGAAUUCAACCCAGCCUACUUUAUAUGCUGUAAGGGUUGCUUGACACAUGUCAGUGUUAUUUGUUAAUUGUAUUUAAAAAAAAGUGUUGUUCUGGUACUUGAUAAAACUGAGUUUUACCUCUUGUUGCCUGCA